Molecule: messenger RNA, 1878 nt
Organism: Odontomachus brunneus
Lineage: Eukaryota; Metazoa; Arthropoda; Insecta; Hymenoptera; Formicidae
Exons: 6
Coding region: 674-1165 (163 amino acids)
Source: RefSeq, a predicted model, not a curated record
UGUUCAAAGCGAGUUUCGCGUGAGCAUUAUUACCGAAAACAUAUUUUGUAGCGAUAUAUUGUAAAAAAAGAUUUGAAUAAUCGCUGGGAGCACAGAUAUCACGAAACAGCUCGACCGAGUGAAACUGGUACAUAUUAGCACUUCAAGAAUCACAACCGCCAUUGUGUCCUUUGCGAUUUCAAUUCGUUAACAGUGAGUUUCGCGCGCAUUCAUCGCCGGAAGUGUCGUAUGUUUACGCGGCGAAGUGUCGUCAAAUAAUUGUCGAAAAUGGAUAUCUCUUGCAAAGAGUCGUCGAGUAGCUUCGCUUAAAUCGUCGAGCUUCACUUUUUCGAACCAUCAAAGAAGAGUUUCGCGCGCGAGAUAUUCGGGAAUGUCGAAAGUAAAUUUCGUACGUUGCAUGGUGGAGUCAGCAGUUUGGUGAAGAACGCGAGGUUUACCAUAUAAUACAGCUCGAAGGUCAAAUCGUAAUAUGCUAAGCUUUCAACCAGUCCUAUGGAGCUAAGGUUGGUCAAUGGUCCAGGCAUACAAUACCUAAUGACAAUCCCAACAAUGACACUUAGAUAUCAUGCAUUAGAAAAACAAAGGACUUGGGCUAUGGGAUCUUGGUGCUGAAUAUAAACAAUUUAAAAAUCAUUGCUGGAAAACUACAUGCCACACAUCAUGAAUAAUAAAGAUGGUUAUGAGUAUUUUAACCAUGUGGAACUACAUUCAAGAUUUCAAAACCAAGAAUAUUGCUAUCAUUGCUCAUAAAUCUGGAAAAGAUUGUGAGAUGAUAUUCGAGGAACGGUUUAAGGAUAGAGUCUUUACGAUAGCUUUACUAGAUUCCAUGCGUGUCAUAUAUUGGAAAGACAAAGUUGAAAAAUAUUUGCCAAAGCGGAUCAUAUACAAAUUAAAAAAGUAUACUGGAGGAAACAUCCCCUCCAAAGAGCUUCAUACAAUGAAUUAUUUCUCGUUACAGAUGAUAAUGAUCGUGAAAAGUUACCAUUUCUUUAUAUCAUAUCGAUGUUUGAUUGCAUACCAAGUCGAUAUUUUCUUGUCAGCAAGGUUCCCUGAUUUUCCUGAUAAUAUCGAUGAUAAUCCAGUAUGCAAUAAAAAUAAAACGGAAAAGUUAUUUAAUUUUACCUAUAUUACAGACAAAGUACUAAGCAAUAAUGUUACGCUUUAAUUAACUUCAAAAUGUAUACUUUCUUUUUCUCAAUGAUUCUUAAAAUCAUUACUUACAAUAUAAUAUAUUGUUGCUGAGAUCAUCAUUUAUUCAAGAUUAUUAUUCGUCAUUCAUAAAGACAUAUAAGAUAUAUAUUAUUAAUGACAUUAUUGUAUAUUAAUAACGCUUAAUGACACAUUUCGGCAGAUUUUCCAAAAUCCAUGUACAAAAUGUGUGCUUUUCGUUUUUUUAUUUGAUAUUCCUCUGAAUAUUUUGAUAUUUUACACGCAAAAUAGAAUAUCGUGUCGUACUAUCGAUUUUUGGUUUGAUGCCUAUCCUAUAUAAUAUUCGUUAAUCCAAUCUGUGUGUCGCGGGAGCGGUCCGUUUCCAGAGACAAGAAGCAGACCAAUACGCGGCGCACCUAAUUGCGUUAUAGUAAUUACGUUAUACGCGUUUCAGGCAAUAACAUCCCACCGAACAAUAAUACUGUACAGAUACCGACGUUAUUACGCGCGAAACAAUUACUAAAUCGUAAUGAGCGACGUAUUUGCAAAGGUCCAUUGUAAUUAGCUCCCACGCCUCAGAUUGAAUUACAUAGUUUGAAUAUCGUGAGCCACGAAGGAUGACGAUUGUUUAUAUGCACGCUAAUGAAUUUUGUACUUGACAUUACGAUCAUACAAAUCAUGAUAAUUUAAUACAGAAUAUUAUGUAAUAAAAACUGUGUUCAAUACGAA